GAGAGAGAGAGAGAGAGAGAGAGAGAGAGAGAGAGAGAGAGAGAGAGAGAGAGAGAGAGAGAGAGAGAGAGAGAGAGAGAGAGAGAGAGAGAGAGAGAGAGAGAGAGGGAGAGAGAGAGAGAGAGAGAGAGAGAGAGAGAGAGAGAGAGAGAGAGAGAGAGAGAGAGAGGGAGAGAGAGAGAGAGAGGGAGAGAUGGUGAGAGAGAGAGAGAGAGAGAGAGAGAGAGAGAGAGAGAGAGAGAGAGAGAGAGAGAGAGAGAGAGAGGCAGUGGAAGUGAUGAGGAAGAACGGAAGGGAGAGAAAGAGGGUGUAGAAAGGGAGGGUGGAAGGGAGCUGCGUGAAAGGGAGAGGGAAGAAAAGAUACGAGAGAGAGAGAGAGAGAGAGAGAGAGAGAGAGAGAGAGAGAGAGAGAGAGAGAGAGAGAGAGAGAGAGAGAGAGAGAGAGAGAGAGAGAGAGAGAGAGAGAGAAUCCAAACCUUCAUAUAG
Eriocheir sinensis (Chinese mitten crab) is the source of this 486-nucleotide messenger RNA. Its product is annotated as RNA-binding protein 25-like. The transcript is spliced from 4 exons. The record is from RefSeq and is a predicted model, not a curated record. The annotation marks the transcript as partial. NCBI's taxonomy places the organism in Eukaryota, Metazoa, Arthropoda, Malacostraca, Decapoda, Varunidae.